GCGGUCAACAGCCAUGGAGAGCCGCUGGGGACCGCUCUGUGUCACCGUGCUGGGCUUCCUGACCUGCGUCCAAGGUCAACGUGACUUCGAUUUGGCCGACGCCCUCGAUGAUUCUCAACCCACCAAGAAACCAAACUCGGGAAUCUACCCGAACCCGAGGCCCCCCUACGACCCCCCGCCGGGCCUGCCUGACAACAGUGGAGGGAUCUAUCCCAAGCCAAGGCCCCCCAAUCACCCCCAGCCGGGCAUGUCUGACAACAGUGGAGGAAUCUACCCGAAGCCGAGGCCCCCUUAUGACCCCCAGCCGGGCCUGCCUGACAACAGUGGAGGAAUCUACCCGAAGCCGAGGCCCCCCUAUGACCCCCAGCCGGGCAUGCCUGACAACAGUGGAGGCGUGUACCCCAGGCCCAGGCCGCCCCCGCGCCCGCAGCCCGACUAUUCAGACAGCGGAGCAGGCGGAAACGGAUACGGAAACGGAUACUCUUCGUACGGCAACGACCAAGGUAACGAGCAAGGUAACACAGUCGCGAAAAUCGUGUCUCCCAUCGUGUCCGUGCUGGUGGUGACCCUGGUGGGCGCCGCGGCAGGAUAUUACCAGCGGAACAGGGGGAGAAAUUGUUUCCGGACAAAUGAGCCGACGCACGUGUGACGGCUUCGGGAUCCCGCGGUGGCUUUGAGAGCAGCUCAGUGUGGACGAGGUCCCCGUGCGUUGCCCCUGUGACAGCUCCUUGCAUGGCUGUCACACGUGUUUUCUGUGUGGGGGGCAAACCAGCCACCAGAGAAAGAAUUUCUGAUCCGUGGGGCUGGGGGGUGAUUAUAAAGAUAAGUUAGCCUUGGGUCCCAAGACGACUCUUGUCUGUGGGCUCCAUGACGCCUCGGACCAGAUUUCAAGGCUGUGCUGGGUUUCCCAGAACUACCUCAUUGUCCCAAAGUACAGCAGGGGUCCGAGGGCAUGGGAGGUGGGGCGGGGGGUGCUGUCUCCUUCUGGGGUUUCCAGCACAUUCUGGGGAGUGACCUGGUCUAUGCGGAGUCUUCCUCAGGGAUCCAGAACCCUCCCUUCCAGCUGGAACAGGAAGGCAGGAUUCCCGCUGCCCCAGCGCUGGCUGUGACCACAUAACCCUUCUCUGCGCACAGUAGGGCUGGGGAUCCUCAUUGCUGUGUGUGCACACUCCCCAGUGUCAAACCAUCCCAGGCAAUCCUUCUGUGCAGACUGUUUCCGUUCUUCCUGUGAAAUCUUACGAUUUUGACAUUUUGGGGAGAAUGUGGGGGCCAGCAAUUCUGAUUUGUGCCUGUUCCAUCUUCUCACAUUUUUAUUUCAUGUCAUAGUCUGUGGGCAACUGUGUCUAAGGCAAUGGAGUCCUUUUCCUGGGUUUAUACUUUUUUCUUCGUUUUAGUGGAGUAGAAAGUCGUUACGUCUUCAAGCAUCUAAAACGCAUAGUAGGUAUUUGCUUCUAUUUUUGCGACAUUUUAGGGGAAGGUGGGAAAGGAAGGAUCUGGGCUCCUGGAUAGAGUUUCAUUCAACUCACGUAAAUGCUUAGUGCAGUUCCUGCUAAAUAUCAGCACAUAUUUCAGUCUGGAACUGAUAACGGGGGCCUAGGAAAGUCCUAAAUUGAUGCCUAUGCUGUGUUCAUGGUUAUGGACUGGAAGGUAGGUCCCCAAAGAGAACUUGAAUGCAGAAAGGCCUAGAAACACCUCCCCACAGAGAAAAAGGAGUCUACAGCUCAUGGCCUUGAUGCGAUGUCUCGCGUCCAUGACUCACGUGAGCCGUGAGCACUUUCAGAUCGGCCGUGGUUCCUAUCGGGUUCCUGUCAGGAUGGGAAUGUCCUCCGGUGACGCGUCUGCCAUGUUCCCGUCACGUGACACAGUCUCACGAUCCUGACACUCUUUCUGUACCUGUGAGUUUUGGUAGGAGUUUAUUCUGAGUCUUGAUAAAAAGUGUGUGUGUGCGUGUGUGCGUGUUUACGGACAGACACAUGCACAGCUUCACGGCCACCUGGACGGAAUUACAGCCUUUAUAAUGAGCUGCAUCCGUCUGUUUUCUGUAACUGCCAUAAAUCCAUUUAUCACUUACAAAUAGUGUAAAAAAAUAAAUGUAUUAAGAAAUAAAACACG
This is a messenger RNA of Suricata suricatta (meerkat), 2112 nucleotides long. It is a transcript of the gene XG, whose product is annotated as Xg glycoprotein (Xg blood group). Bases 14 to 649 code for a protein of 211 amino acids. Lineage: Eukaryota; Metazoa; Chordata; Mammalia; Carnivora; Herpestidae. The record is from RefSeq and is a predicted model, not a curated record. The transcript is spliced from 11 exons. Gene Ontology annotation, biological process: T cell extravasation; homotypic cell-cell adhesion; positive regulation of neutrophil extravasation.